AUGUCAGAUCCACCCAAGCCCCUCCACGACAAUGUGUCACGCACCAAAUCCAGCUCCCCACUAGGACGAGCGGUCUUCAUCGGCCUCCGCGCCGCCGACGUCUGGUGGCAGUACAGCUUGUUCAGCCAGGGCUGGGCCUCCCAGCUCAUAACCAAGCUGGGUGGCUCUCCCGUCGUGGCCGGCAACGUUUGGGCCACCUCCAGCAGCAGCCUUCACAUCUACUACCACCUCGUCAGCCUCCUCUCCCUGGGCAGCAGCAUCAAGCAGAUCGCCGCCAUGCUGUUCGUCUCCGAGCAGGAAACCCCCGUCGGCUCCGCCGCCCUGAUCGCCUUCUUCAACACGGCUUUCAACACAAUUAACACCCUCCUCGCCAUCUGGUCGCGCACCUCCCAAGCCCCAGCCUCCACCAACAGGACGCUACUGGACUUCAUCCUAGCGAACCCCACCGUAACUAUUGGCUUCAGCGCCUACCUCAUCGGGAUAUUGACAGAGGCGAUCUCCGAGUUCCAGCGUCGCGCCUUCAAGAAAGACCCCGCCAACAAAGGCAAGCCCUACGGCGGGGGUUUGUUCUCGCUGGCGACCAAUAUCAACUAUGGGGGGUAUACCGUCUGGCGGGCGGGGUAUGCGAUGGUGACGGGCGGCUGGCCGUGGGCGGCGACGACCUUCGGGUUCUUCUUUUGGAAUUUCACGGUCAGGGGCGUGCCGGUGUUGGAUGAGUAUUUGGUCGGUCGGUAUGGGCAGGCUUAUGAGGACAUCAAGGCGCGGGUGAAGUAUCGGUUGAUUCCUUCGGUGUAUUAG
Molecule: messenger RNA, 798 nt
Organism: Aspergillus brunneoviolaceus CBS 621.78
Lineage: Eukaryota; Fungi; Ascomycota; Eurotiomycetes; Eurotiales; Aspergillaceae
Exons: 2
Coding region: 1-798 (265 amino acids)
Biological process (GO): lipid metabolic process
Molecular function (GO): oxidoreductase activity, acting on the CH-CH group of donors
Source: RefSeq, a predicted model, not a curated record